AUGUUUCUACGUCAGCAUUUUAUUCUUAUUGCAAAUAUUAUUCUUUUUGGUGCUGUUGGAACUUUAGCAGCAACUGGUCAAAAUUUUGCAGUACUUGUCGCGGGUUCUAAUGGUUGGUAUAAUUAUCGACAUCAAUCUGAUGUAUGUCAUGCAUAUCAAAUUUUACAUAAAAAUGGUGUCCCAGAUGCAAAUAUUGUUAUUAUGAUGUAUGAUGAUUUAGCCAAAAAUCCAGAAAAUCCAACUAAAGGUGUUAUUAUUAAUCAUCCAAAUGGUAAAGAUGUUUAUCAUGGUGUACCACAUGAUUAUAUUGGCGAUACUGUAACUCCUCAAAAUUUUAUUAAUGUAUUACUUGGUAAAAAAGAUGAGAUGAAAGGUAUUGGUAGUGGUAAAGUUCUUGAAAGUGGUCCUGAUGAUAAUGUCUUUGUUUAUUUUACUGAUCAUGGUGCUACUGGUCUUAUUGCUUUUCCAAAUGAUGUUCUCUAUGCUAAAGAUUUAAACAAAACAAUAACUCAAAUGCAUAGCGGAAAGAAAUAUAAAGAGAUGGUUAUCUAUAUUGAAGCAUGUGAAUCAGGUUCAAUGCUUGAAGGUUUAUUACCUGAUAAUAUUAAUAUUUAUGCAACAACAGCAUCAAAUGCUGAAGAAUCAUCUUAUGCAUGUUAUUAUGAUGAUAAACGUGAAACAUAUUUAGGUGAUUUAUAUUCAGUUAAUUGGAUGGAAGAUUCUGAUGCUGAAGAUGUAAGUAAAGAAUCAUUAUUUAAACAAUUUCAAGUAACAAAAAAGAAAACAACUGAAAGUCAUGUUAUGCAAUAUGGUGAUCUUAAAUUGGGUAAAGCACGUAAUGUUAGUCAAUUUCAAGGUGAAAAUAUGAUUAAUAAACCAGAACCAAUGAGUCCAUUAACUGAUCGUUUGAAUACUUUACUUAAACGUGAUACUGUUGCUACAGAAGAUGUUCGUACAGCAAUUUUAUCUCGUCGUUUAGCUAAUUUACCAGCUAAUUCAGCUGAAAGAAUUACAAUUGAACGUAAACUUGCUGAAGCUAUUCAACAACGAAGUGUUAUUAGUGCAACAAUUGAUUCAAUUGCUAGAAAAUCAUUUCAAGUUAAUCGUGCUGAUUAUUAUGAAUUAGUUACAACAAAACGUAUUCCAUUAACUCAACAUGAUUGUUAUAUGUCUGUUACACAACAUAUUAAUGAAAAAUGUUUUGAUAUUCAGAAUGAAUAUGUUUUAAAUAAAUUAUGGAUUGUUGCUAAUUUAUGUCAAGUUGGACUUCGAGAUUUUACAAUUAAUAAUGCUGUUAAUGAUGUUUGUAAUGCUCUUGGACGUCAAAAAUUUGAAUAUUAA
Molecule: messenger RNA, 1341 nt
Organism: Rotaria sordida
Lineage: Eukaryota; Metazoa; Rotifera; Eurotatoria; Philodinida; Philodinidae
Source: the annotation of a GenBank genome assembly